Gigantopelta aegis is the source of this 1843-nucleotide messenger RNA. RefSeq names its product zinc finger protein 99-like. Gene Ontology annotation, biological process: regulation of transcription by RNA polymerase II. NCBI's taxonomy places the organism in Eukaryota, Metazoa, Mollusca, Gastropoda, Neomphalida, Peltospiridae. The transcript is spliced from 2 exons. Gene Ontology annotation, molecular function: RNA polymerase II cis-regulatory region sequence-specific DNA binding; DNA-binding transcription factor activity, RNA polymerase II-specific. The record is from RefSeq and is a predicted model, not a curated record. Bases 293 to 1756 code for a protein of 487 amino acids.
GUUGGUUUGUGUUGACUUGGUUAUUUUUCUCUUGGUGAAUUUAGUUUAUUAGUAUUAUUUGUUGUAUUGUGCGAUUAUAAACACAAAGCAACGAUUUCAAUAUCAGAUCUGUUGGUGACAUUGAAAGGUCAACUGGACAUGAGCUCCAACGGGCUGCUGUUAGAUCCAUAUGUAAUAGUAGAGCUAAUUUUAAUUAGAUUGACUUUUGAGGCACGUGAGAUAUUUACUGAGCACAGAGUAGAAUCUCGUCUGGGAAACGUCGUCAGCUGAAGACCUGCAUCUGGAAACCAACAUGUCGCUCAGGGAUAAACGACGUUUCCAAUGUGGAAUGUGCUUAAAGGAUUUCACAACCAAGGGUAACAUUAAAAGACAUAUGCAGAUCCACACUGGAGAAAAACCUUUCGAAUGUGAAGUGUGCAAAAAAUGUUUUAAGCAGAAUUCGUACUUGAAAGUACAUACACUGAUUCAUACUGGUGAGAAGCCAUUCAAAUGUGAAUUGUGCACGAAACGCUUCACGCGUUGUUACCACUUAAAACACCAUAUGAUGAUUCAUAAAGGCAACAAACCUUUCAAAUGUGAAGUGUGCACGAAAUGUUUUACAAAUGGUUCCAAAUUCAGAGAACAUCAGCAGAUUCAUACUGGUCAGAAACCUUUCAAAUGUGACGUGUGUACAAAACGUUUUCUACGUAGUUCCAACUUGAACCAACAUAUGUUGAUUCAUACAGGUACGACACCUUUCAAGUGUGAAAUGUGCCCAAAAUCUUUUGCACAGAGUAUCCACUUAAAGCAGCAUAUAUUGAUUCAUACUGGUGAGAAACCUGUCAAAUGUGAAGUGUGCCCAAAAUGUUUCAGAUGUAGUUCACUCUUGAAAAAACAUAUGUUGAUUCAUACUGGUGGGAAAACUUUCAAAUGUGAAGUUUGCACGAAAUCUUUUGCUUAUGAAUCCAGCUUAAAACAACAUAUGUUGAUUCAUACUGGUCAGACACCUUUCAAAUGUGAAGUGUGCCCAAAAUAUUUUGCAUAUAGUUCAAACUUAAAGCAGCAUAUGUUGAUUCAUACUGGUGAGAAACCUUUCAAAUGUGAAGUGUGCACAAAAUGUUUUGCAAAAGCUUACGACUUAAACGAACAUAUGCAGAUUCAUACUGGUGAGAAACCUUUCAAAUGUGAAGUGUGCAAAAAAUGUUUUAAGCGUUGUUCCUACUUAAACCGACAUAUGUUGAUUCAUACAGGCAAGACACCUUUCAAAUGUGAACUGUGCCCAAAAUCUUUUGCACAUACUUUCAACUUAAAGCAGCAUAUGUUGAUUCAUACUGGUGAGAAACCUUUCAAAUGUGAAGUGUGCACAAAAUGUUUUAGAUGUAGUUCCCUCUUGAAAAAACAUAUGUUGAUUCAUACUGGCGGGAAAACUUUCAAAUGUGAAGUAUGCACGAAAUGUUUUGCUUAUAAAUCCAGCUUAAAACAACAUAUGUUGAUUCAUACUGGUGAAACACCUUUUAAAUGUGAAGUGUGCCCAACAUAUUUUGCAUAUAGUUCCAACUUAAAGCAACAUAUGUUGAUUCAUACUGGUGAGAAACCUUUCAAAUGUGAAGUCUGCACAAAAUGUUUUACAAAACGAUCCCACUUAAACCAACAUACGCCUAUUCAUACUGGGAAGAAACCUCUCAAAUGUGAAGUGUGCACAAAAUGUUUUGCUCGGAGUUCCGGCUUAAGACAACAUAUGUUGAUUCAUACUAGGGGGACUGAACUGAAGAUAUAGAUUGGGUGACAUGAUUCUAGACAAUAAAGGUGUGUAUUCAUCUCUGAUAAGGAUUUUGUCACUGAAUAAAAAGAAGUAGAGAAGUAA